Messenger RNA from Mercenaria mercenaria, 2319 nucleotides. RefSeq names its product solute carrier family 23 member 2-like. Bases 158 to 1954 code for a protein of 598 amino acids. Lineage: Eukaryota; Metazoa; Mollusca; Bivalvia; Venerida; Veneridae. Gene Ontology annotation, molecular function: transmembrane transporter activity. The record is from RefSeq and is a predicted model, not a curated record. The transcript is spliced from 11 exons. Gene Ontology annotation, biological process: transmembrane transport. Gene Ontology annotation, cellular component: membrane.
AGUUAUACCUAUAUCUGGAUAUUUUUAAUAUUCAAAACCUUCUGCAAUAUACACAGUUACAUUGUACAAAAAUGGAGGUGUAAAGAUAUUUCAGGCUGCAGCAGAUAUUUGAAAUUACUUUUUAAAAUAGCAAAACAAAACAACUCUUGGCUACAAUAUGGAUGAUGCAGAAAAUAAUGCGAAACUUUUUCAAGAGACCUGUAUGGAUAUAGAUGAGACAAAAGUUGCUGAAAUAGAUGGAAAUGAACACUAUGCAGCAGAGGACAUUUUGACAGACGAUCCUUCCGUUAAUACUUUGCUGUACAACGUUAAUGAAGUACCACCCGCUGCAAUCGUGUUCUCAACAGCAAUGCAGAAUAUUCUGUUAGGGUUAGGCGGGGCUCUGACAACUGCUUACGUCAUUUCAGACGUCAUCUGUGCCGCACCUGAUCAUCCGAUUAGAGCAAAGUUGUUUUGCACAUCAUUGUUCAUGACAGGAAUUUGUACAACGCUACAACCCCUUGUGGGGAUACGACUGUCCGUUUUCCAAGGAGUGUGUUCAACUUUUCUCAUACCGUUGAUGGCGAUGAAGACCGACAGUCGUUGGCAGUGUGAUAACGUUUUUCAGAAAGGAACUGGGAGCAAUAUUCAUAAUAUGACAGGAAAAGGAAAUAGUUCCCUGCCAGAGGCCGCGGAGGAGGAAAUGUAUUUUAAACUGCGGGAGAUGAUGGGCUGUCUGAUUUAUGCAUCUCUUGUUGAAGUGAUUGUCGGCUUGACUGGGCUUGUUGGGAUUCUACUCCGGUUCAUUGGCCCGUUAACAAUCUCCGUCGUGGUGUCUUUAAUUGGUUUAACGCUGUUCAAAAUACCGAUGAUAUACGUUCGAACACAUUGGGGACUGUCAGCCUUAUGUAUAUUGCUAACAAUAGUGUUCAUGCUAUACUUGGACAGAGUCGGUAUUCCAUGUCCAAAAUUUUGUGCAGCCAUGAAACAUAAACGAAACAGGAUUCCGAUAUUCCAGAUGUUUCCGAUAUUGUUGGGCAUUUUGAUCACGUGGUUGGUAUGCGGAAUUCUCACAGCCACUAGUGUGCUUCCAGAUGACCCUGACCAAUUGUCUUACCGAGCUAGGACCGACAUAAGAGACGGGAUUAUACAUGCAUCACCCUGGUUCUACAUUCCAUAUCCAGGUCAGUUUGGUACGCCACUUUUCAAUUCAACAAUUUUUGUUGGCUUUUUAUCCGCCGUUAUUUCAUCGAUUAUGGAGUCCAUUGGUGAUUAUUACGCAACAGCCUUUGUUUCAAGAGCACCACCGCCGCCGCAUCACGCUGUAAACCGUGGGAUUUUGUUAGAAGGGCUUGGGAGCGUCAUUUCUGGUGUAUUAGGUGCUGGUCAUGCGACGACGUCAUCCACUUCACAUGUUUCAUUGAUUGGUAUUAGUAAGAUUGCAAGCAGAUCAUGCAUGGUGUCAUCAGGUGUAUUGUGCAUCGUCAUGUCUUUGGUUGGCAAAUUUGGUGCAGUGUUAUCCACUAUGCCCGAUCCUGCGAUAGGUGGCGCAAUGUUUGUAACGUUCGGAAUUCUCGGUGCUGUAGGAAUAUUCUCAUUGCGAUCAGUGAAUUUGACGUCAUCACGGAAUUUGGCGAUAUUUGGAUUAUCUCUGUAUGCAGGCAUAGUUGUACCUGAAUGGGUGGAACGGUAUCCGGAAGCUAUAGAUUUGGGUAACCCUACGUCAGACGGUAUCGUCAAAGGAAUUUUAGGAACUCCUAUGUUUUUAGGAGGGUUCGUGGCAGCUAUAUUAGACAACACUGUUAGAGGAACAUUAGAUGAAAGAGGUUUCCACAGCCGAAAGCACAACCAAGGCGACAAAUUCUUCGUGGUGUCAAAAUCGGAAACAUAUGAUCUACCUUUCAUUGGGACAGUUAUAAGAACAUUUCCUUGUCUGCAAAAGCUCCCAUUUAUUCAGAGUCUUAAACAUGAGUGACGUUAAUGUUAACAUUCACCAGCUUUCCAUUUUCUAAAAAAUAAACAGGAUUUUUUUUCAAUUUUAUUUAUAUUACAUUUUUGUUGUUACUUCAUUUUAGAAAGGUAACAGAUUUAUACUUACAUAACCAUCGUCUAAGCAUAUAUACUCACAUGUCAAUUACAAAGUUCAUUCUAAGCAUACUAGAGAUGAAGAUACAUUUGUAUUUGCCUUUAAAAUACAACAGAAUUGUUGUGGGUGUUCAGAAGUAACAAUCAAAAUCACGAAUAAUAGCGUAUUACUGUAUUAAAACGAAUUUUAAACAUUAUACGGUGAGUGAAACUUCUAACACACGUGUAAUAGUUUCGACAGUAUAUCUUAAAUUC